This is a messenger RNA of Coregonus clupeaformis (lake whitefish), 1765 nucleotides long. RefSeq names its product dysbindin. The coding region runs from base 725 to 1414 and encodes 229 amino acids. The transcript is spliced from 4 exons. Gene Ontology annotation, biological process: platelet dense granule organization; anterograde synaptic vesicle transport; negative regulation of protein kinase activity. NCBI's taxonomy places the organism in Eukaryota, Metazoa, Chordata, Actinopteri, Salmoniformes, Salmonidae. Gene Ontology annotation, cellular component: cytoplasm; synaptic vesicle membrane; neuron projection. The record is from RefSeq and is a predicted model, not a curated record.
CUCAGGCUGAGUAUUGUCCAGAUGUUCAGCCUUAUUGUGACUAUGACAACACACAUCCUACCAGAGGUUAUUUUACUCCUCAUCUCUCUCUGUCACACAUGCACACGCACACACACGCACACUAUUUGCCUCUCUCUUCCUCUCCCUGUUCUGAGUGCAGCUCCCCCUCAUAUGACUGUGGCUAAUGGUACAUUCCCAGCUCCUAGCUGUGUGAUUAGUACAUUCCUAGCUCCUAGCCGUGUGAUUGGUACAUUCCCAGCUCCUAGCUGUGUGAUUGGUACAUUUCCAGCUCCUAGCCGUGUGAUUGGUACAUUCCCAGCUCCUAACCGUGUGAUUGGUACAUUCCCAGCUCCUAGCCGUGUGAUUGGUACAUUCCCAUCUCCAGCUCCUAGCCUUGCUGAAGCCUCUCUGUCUCCACUGCCAGACAGCCUGCAGGGAGCAGCUCUAUCCUUUCAGACAGCCAGUGUGUGUCGGGGAGAACGUUGCUGCCGUGUUUCUGUGUGUGAGAGUGUGUGUGUGUAAUAAUAUAUGUGUGCAUGACUGUGUGUUUGUGUGUGCGUAUGAGUUAGUGGUUUAAGCAGCCUCUUAGGAUGAGAGGCAGAGAGAGACAGACGGUGCUGUGAUUGAGAGUUGGCAACAUCACCUCUCUGCCGCCUCACCCAGUCCUCAUUCUGCCCUCUGCUCCUCUCCCUUUCCUCUGGCUCUGAUCUACAACACCGCUGUGAUGUCUUCUUCUCCAGGAUACAUGGACGGCAGCCAGAGGAAUAGCUCGGAGAAGGUGCCACCCCAGGUGAAGGAGGCAGAGCCUGCCCAGGUUAAGUUAAAGGAGGUGGAUCCUCCCCAGGUGAAGCCAAAGGAGGUGGAGCCUGCCCAGGUGAAGCUGAAGGAGAGGCAGAAGUUCUUUGAAGAGGCAUUCCAGCAAGACAUGGAUCAGUACCUGUCCACCGGCUACCUGCAGAUCACUGAGAGGAGAGGGCCAAUAGGAAGCUUUUCGUCCAUGGAGGUGAACGUGGACAUGCUGGAGCAGAUGGAUCUGAUGGACAUCUCCGACCAUGACAGCCUUGACGUCUUCCUCCACUCUGGGGGAGAGGACAACAACGCUGCCUCGCCCAUGCUGGAUCCAGAUGUGGAGUCGUUAACCACAGAGAUCACCCUGCAGGUUCCCACCCAGGCUGAGCUAAGAAACAAGCUGUCCUCCCUCUCCUCCACCUGCACUGACAGCCAGGACACCGAGGCUGGGGAGGAUGAUGAAGAGGAUGAAGGGGGCAGGGAGGACAGCAGCCACUGUCCUGUUGGGGUGCAAUCAUAUGAGGCAGAGGUUCCCCCCAACACCGUCCUAGCAGAGAGGCCACCAACCCCACCCAGAAGCAAGACACUUAAACACUUUGAGGACAGCAGCUCACAGGCCACAUAAGGGCCAGGGUAGGAGCUAAGACACGGGCCAGGGUAGGAGCUAAGACACGGAACGCAUCUAAACCCUGAGAGGAUGGGAGCUAAGACACGGAACCGACCAAAACCCUGAGAGGAUGGGAGCUAAGACACUGAACGGACCAAAUCCCUUAGAGGGUAGGAGCUAAGAUACUGAACGGACCAAAACUCUGAGAGUCUGAGAGGAAUAGAUGCUAUGCACUGGAUGCAUGGAGGAAGAGAAGCAUAAUUUAUGUUUACUGUAUUUUCAUCCUUUUUUGUCAUGUUGACAUUGUGUGGUUACAGUAGUAUUCCCCCAAACUAUCUUGACUUGGUAAUAAACAUUUCACCCCCAGUA